CAAAAAGUGCGAGAAAUACCCUUGAUUCAAUCAAAGUACGAUACCGAGGCUGGAACUGAGAAUAAUAAUUAAAGUCGAACAUCACAAAAAAAAUGGAUUCCAAAAAGCACAACAAGUACUGUUGGGUUUGCUGUGGGAAGGAAACAUCGCUGUCAUGCUCGAAAUGUUUACGUGUUUUCCACGAAAAAUGCAUUGAGAAAUACGAUUGGGUAAUUGUCGGUAACAAAUUUCGGUGUUGGGUGUGUUUUAAGGCACAACAACAUUAUCAAAAGGACAAACAAAGCGAAUUGGACAUGUUACCAGUGGUUAUCGACCAAGUUUGGAAUGACAAACAGUUCGAAUCAAUCAAAGACAUUCUAAGAGAUGGUAUCUAUCCGGGAGCUUCAUCGGGUGUCAUUGUUAAUCCAAUCAGUUUGACAUCAAUCAGUGACAACAUCAAGGCAUACCUGGAUCCAUCAUAA
This is a messenger RNA of Contarinia nasturtii (swede midge), 461 nucleotides long. RefSeq lists its product as uncharacterized. The coding region runs from base 93 to 461 and encodes 122 amino acids. The transcript has 5 exons. NCBI's taxonomy places the organism in Eukaryota, Metazoa, Arthropoda, Insecta, Diptera, Cecidomyiidae. The record is from RefSeq and is a predicted model, not a curated record.